UCCCUGGAUGGGGGCGGUGGCGGGGCGGGAGGCGGCCUCCCACUCGCUCCCUGGCCGCUGCUGCCCGCAGUCGCCCCGCCCUUCCCCGCCCGUCCCGCUCCUCCCUCCUUCCUCCCGCGGCCUCCUCCCCGCCCUCCCGCCUUCCUCCGGCUCCCGCGCUGGCUCCUCCACUGCCCGGCUGGGCUCCACACCUGAAGGGCCGUGGUCGCGGCCGCAGCAGCGAGGGGCCGGGCCGGUGGGCGGGGGGCCCCCGCAUGGCCCCGCCGUGAGGGGCUGCACCCCGAGAGUGGACCAAGACCGGUGCAGAGGGGGCCUGGUCGGCCAUUAAUGCUGUGGAUGUGAUGGAUGAGAAGCAGCUCCCGUCUGCACUGCCUGAGGAAUGCGGUGCCUCCCGGAACCCCAGCCUGGAGCCCACAGAGGAGACUGGGAUCCAGAAUGGAAUAGCAGCAAAGAAGGAUCUGGGUGGUGUCCACAGCAGCGCAGGCCAUGGGCCUCCAAAGGGCCCGGACAUGGCCCUUCCCGUCCUCAGCCUUGGCCUCAAUCUCACCAACGGCCUAGCCCUGGGGCCGGACUCCAAGGUUCCAGAAGAUGUCACAGAGCCCAUGCCCUGGAGCGCUGCCGGGUUGGCAGAGGGGGCAGAUGCUGCCGCUGGGAGCCUCUCCGCAGACCUGGAGGGCCCUCAGCUGGGGCCGGGUGGCCCCGGGGAGCCUGACGUGCGAGACGGCUUUAGCGCCACAUUUGAGAAGAUCGUGGAGUCGGAGCUGCUGCGGGGCACCCAGUACAGCAGCCUGGACUCGCUGGACGUCCUGAGCCUCACAGACGAGAGCGACAGCUGCGUCAGCUUUGAGGCUCCUCUCACACCCCUCAUCCAGCAGCGGGCGCGGGACAGCCCUGAGCCUGCCCUCGGCCUGGGCAUGGGCGAUCUGGGGCCUGAGGGAGAUGUGGGCCUGGCCGUUGGCGGGUCUGGCGGCGAGCUGGGCAGUCCCCUGCGGCGCUCCAUCUCCUGCAGCCGCUCUGAGAACGUCCUGAGCCGUCUGUCCCUCACCUCCGUGCCCAACGGCUUCCACCAUGACGACGAAGACGAUGAUGGACUCCAGGACCCUGGCAGGGAGGAGGAGGAUGAGGAGGACGAGGAAGGAGACAAGUUGCUGAACUCGGUCAGCGAGCCGGGCCUGUCGGACUCAGACUCCGAGUUAAGCAGCUCAGAGGGGCCGGAGCCCACCAGUGUGGACCCUCUGGCUAACGGGUGCCCGGGGGUGAGCGAGGCAGCCCGGCGGCUGGCGCGGCGUCUCUACCACCUCGAGGGCUUCCAGCGCUGCGACGUGGCCCGGCAGCUGGGCAAGAACAACGAGUUCAGCAGGCUGGUGGCUGGGGAGUACCUCAGCUUCUUCGACUUCUCGGGCUUAACCCUGGACCGAGCGCUCAGAACUUUCCUGAAGGCCUUCCCGCUGAUGGGGGAGACACAGGAGCGCGAGCGGGUCCUCACGCACUUCUCUCGGCGGUACUGCCAGUGCAACCCUGACGACAGCACCUCAGAAGACGGCAUCCACACGCUCACCUGUGCCCUGAUGCUGCUCAACACGGACCUGCAUGGACAUAAUAUCGGCAAGAAGAUGUCCUGCCAGCAGUUCAUUGCCAACUUGGACCAGCUGAAUGAUGGCCAAGAUUUUGCCAAAGACCUGCUGAAGACCCUUUACAACUCCAUCAAGAAUGAAAAGCUGGAGUGGGCCAUUGAUGAGGAUGAACUCAGGAAGUCUCUGUCGGAGCUGGUGGAUGACAAGUUUGGGACAGGCACGAGGAAGGUGACCCGGAUCCUGGACGGACGCAACCCUUUCCUGGACGUGCCGCAGGCCCUCAGCGCGGCCACCUACAAGCAUGGGCUGCUGACGCGCAAGACCCACGCGGACAUGGACGGCAAGAGGACACCCCGUGGGAGGCGUGGCUGGAAGAAAUUCUACGCAGUGCUCAAAGGGACCAUUCUUUACCUGCAGAAGGAUGAGUACAGGCCUGACCGGGCGCUGUCCGAGGGGGACCUGAAGAACGCCAUCCGCGUGCACCAUGCUCUGGCCACCAGAGCGUCCGACUACAGCAAGAAAUCCAAUGUGCUCAAGUUGAAGACAGCUGACUGGAGGGUCUUCCUCUUCCAGGCCCCGAGCAGGGAAGAGAUGCUCUCCUGGAUCCUGCGCAUCAAUCUGGUGGCAGCCGCCUUCUCGGCCCCAGCCUUCCCCGCUGCUGUCAGCUCCAUGAAGAAGUUCUGCCGGCCCCUGCUGCCCUCCUGCUCCACUCGUCUCUGCCAGGAGGAGCAGCUGCGUUCUCAUGAGAAUAAGCUGAAGCAGGUGACUGCAGAGCUGGCUGAGCACAGGGGCCAGCCCCUGGAGAGGGGCGUCAAGUCCAAGGAGGCGGAGGAGAGCCGGCUAAAGGAGCAUUACCUCACGUUUGAGAAAAGCCGUUAUGAGACCUACAUCCACCUCCUGGCUGUGAAAAUCAAAGUGGGCUCAGAUGACUUGGAGCGGAUCGAGGCCCGACUGGCCACUCUUGAAGGGGAUGACCCUUCUCUGCGCAAGACACAUUCAAGCCCGGCCCUCAGCCAGGGCCAUGGACCUGCGGCUGGCAGCAAAGCUGGGAAGGACAACCAGGGAUCUGACACCUAGCUGGCACGGCUGGGCAGGCCCCAAGGCUGGCAAAUGCCCCCAGUGGGGUCACUGAGCACAAUGCAGUCAGGGGCCACUCUGCAUACAUAGUUGAAGGGCAGGUGGAGGAGUGUGGAAGGUCCCAGGGGUCCAGGAGUUGGAGAGGCUAUUCAUGGUAUUGAUCUUGAUCCUGGGGCUCCUCUGGGCCACAGCCUCUUCCCCCAGCCCUGGUGUUCCCUACACCAUGGAGCAUCAUUUUGUAGUGCAGUAUGUAGGUGCCCUAGAUACCAGGUAAC
Sorex fumeus (smoky shrew) is the source of this 2926-nucleotide messenger RNA. It is a transcript of the gene PSD2, whose product is annotated as pleckstrin and Sec7 domain containing 2. The transcript is spliced from 15 exons. The record is from RefSeq and is a predicted model, not a curated record. Gene Ontology annotation, biological process: regulation of ARF protein signal transduction. Gene Ontology annotation, molecular function: phospholipid binding; protein binding; guanyl-nucleotide exchange factor activity. The coding region runs from base 342 to 2651 and encodes 769 amino acids. NCBI's taxonomy places the organism in Eukaryota, Metazoa, Chordata, Mammalia, Eulipotyphla, Soricidae.